AUGAACGGCUACGGCUCUCCGUACUUGUACGUGGGCGCGCCGGUGUCCCAGCCGCCACGGGCGCCUUUGCAGCGUACUCCCAAGUGCGCUCGCUGCCGCAACCAUGGAGUGCUGUCGUGGCUGAAGGGCCACAAGAGGUACUGCCGCUUCAAGGACUGCGCUUGCGACAAGUGCAUCCUCAUCAUCGAGAGGCAGAGGGUGAUGGCCGCGCAGGUGGCCUUGCGCCGGCAGCAGGCCAACGAGAGCCUGGACAGCCUCAUCCCGGAGGCCCUCAGGGUCGUGCCCGCAGACGGGACUGCGGGGCCGGCCCCUACGGCGACAGCGGCUGCGGUCGCAGCCGGGGAGCCCGAAGCCAGAUGGAAAAGUGCCGAGGAAAGACGAGAAAGUCCCGAGGACGCAAGCGGGGAGAUGUCCGGUGCGGAGACGGGGGGCAGCCCCAGUGAACGGGAUCGUGACCAGGCCAGCUCCCCUGAGGGUUCCAAACCAAACUCUUGCUACACUCCAGAGCCCUCGGACAGCCACCCAGAAGAGAAAGAGGCCAGGGCCGAGAGCCCCCACAAGAGCCCCGCCAGUCCUGGGGGGCGGGCAGUGCUCAUCGAGGGUCUGGCCAGUUCCAUUAACCUACCAUUAGGUCUCAGAGCCAACCGCCCGCCCUUGGAAGUUCUCAAGAAGAUCUUCCCGGGCCACAAGGCCCCCGUUCUGGAGCUCAUCCUACGUGGCUGUGGGGGGGACCUGGUGGGUGCCAUUGAGGUGCUGCUGUCCAGCCGGGGUCCGGAAGGGGGUACGCACCCACACGCUGAGCCGCACCCGGACCCCCUAGCGCUCCCACCCAGCGGGCACCCCUUCGAGCACAACCUGGGCUCCUACCACCCGGUGACAUCUUCCGCCAAGUGGUCAGUGGGUUCCGCUUUCAGGGUGCCAGACUCGCUGCGUUUCACGUCCGAGACGCCCACCCUGGGGGUCCCAUUGCAGCACCCACGCUACCCGUUAGUGUUGCGCAACUCUCUGAGCCGGGGUCCGGGUGGUGCCCUGAUGCACAAUGAUGUGACCCUGUGGAACACCAUGGCCCUGCAACAGCAGUACCAACUGCGCUCAGCCGCCGCUCAAUACGUGUCGCCCUUCGGCCCGGGUGCCACUCCCGGGGGCUCCGUCUUCCGGGGGGCCUCGCUGCUACAUCAACACCACCCUAGAGUCAGCGAGGAGCCGCGUGGCAGCAUUCAGGAGGGGGAGGGCUGCGGGCCCGGGGCCAAGGGAGCCUUGUAUUCGCCUGACGAGGACUACGAGGAACGCUCGGACUCGGCUGAUUCGCGGAUCAUGAACUCAUCCGGCUAG
Messenger RNA from Nerophis lumbriciformis (worm pipefish), 1332 nucleotides. Lineage: Eukaryota; Metazoa; Chordata; Actinopteri; Syngnathiformes; Syngnathidae. The record is from RefSeq and is a predicted model, not a curated record.